GCCACUACGGAAAAUGGAGCAAAUGGUCAGAGUGCACCAAGUCUUGCACCACCCACCGACGCAGGUGGUGCAGGAUGCCCGGCUUUUGCUGGAAGGAAGUCAUUCGCCAAAGCGCCUACUGUUACGUCGAGGGGAGUUACUGUCAAAAAUGGAUCAGUAGGAUAAUUCGCAAUAAUUACGAGGACGCGAGUGGCGAUCGUUACGAUCUAAGCUUGAAUGGGAUAGAAAAUUCGACCACCAAAGAAGAAAAUAACUGGAAGUGCGGGGUGUCGAGGAAAAAUUCGGGACUGGCUUACUUAACGAGGAUCAUUGGUGGCCGUCCCACGGCACCCGGCAGCUGGCCUUGGCAAGUUGCAGUCUUGAAUCGAUACGGA
Messenger RNA from Copidosoma floridanum, 374 nucleotides. RefSeq lists its product as uncharacterized. NCBI's taxonomy places the organism in Eukaryota, Metazoa, Arthropoda, Insecta, Hymenoptera, Encyrtidae. The record is from RefSeq and is a predicted model, not a curated record.